GGUCAAGAUCUAAGCCAGCAACAUCAGCGUUACUUUCAGCAUUCUUCAAGAGCUGGAGUAAAAAUUCUGCUGAUUUUUUGGGCCAUCGACCUGAAUUCAAAGACAGAUACAAUAAAAAAUAUCAAUUAUUCAUUGCGAUUUACCUUGUGUAGUGCCAAAUUGCUUUGCCUGGGCACACCUGCCAACACCUCCAUUAAAUCUACGGAAUGGUACACAUUCCUUGUGUUCGAUUACAAUAAGUUAAAUCUGACGCUACCACCUGGUUCGAUAGAACCAGUUCCAGCUGUAUCACCGUCUCCGCCGGUACCACCGUUGCCCAUUUAUUCUGAGCCACCAGUAAUUCCAGAUGGAGUUAUGGGAAAGAUGAGUAUAGAUGCCAUUCAGGAGAGGUUAAAGGAAUUGGAAAUGGACGAAGAGCAAAAGAAAAGGCUAGAAAGCUUCUUGGGACAAAAAGAAAAGGUUGGAGAACUGUGCGAUGAUGAUUUUGAGAAGCUUGGUGAGCUUGGUGCUGGUAAUGGUGGUGUUGUUAUGAAAGUUAGGCACAAAAAGUAUGGACUUAUAAUGGCAAGAAAGCUAAUACAUUUAGAGGUCAAACCUGCCAUUAAGAAACAAAUAAUUAGGGAACUGAAAGUUCUUCAUGAGUGUAAUUUUGCACACAUAGUUGGCUUUUAUGGUGCUUUUUAUAGUGAUGGAGAAAUUAGUAUAUGUAUGGAAUAUAUGGAUGGUGGUUCAUUAGAUUUAAUACUGAAAAAAGCUGGAAGAAUUCCAGAACCUAUAUUAAGUACAAUUACUUCAGCAGUUCUGAAAGGUUUGAGCUAUUUGCGAGAUAAACAUGCGAUUAUGCAUCGGGACGUAAAACCAAGCAAUAUCUUGGUGAACAGUGCCGGAGAGAUCAAAAUUUGCGAUUUCGGUGUUUCCGGGCAGUUGAUCGAUUCUAUGGCCAAUUCGUUCGUUGGAACUAGGAGUUAUAUGUCGCCAGAAAGACUUCAAGGCACACAUUACUCUGUGCAAAGUGAUAUUUGGUCCUUAGGACUAUCACUUGUGGAAAUGGCGAUUGGAAUGUACCCAAUUCCACCUCCGGACGAGAAAACUUUAGCUGCGAUAUUCAGUACUCCACCAGGUCAACUACUUGCGGAGAAUGCUACUAAUAAUGCCUCUACUCCAACGCAAUCGCCUGCGCACAGU
Molecule: messenger RNA, 1185 nt
Organism: Heterotrigona itama
Lineage: Eukaryota; Metazoa; Arthropoda; Insecta; Hymenoptera; Apidae
Source: the annotation of a GenBank genome assembly